Molecule: messenger RNA, 1778 nt
Organism: Leptonychotes weddellii (Weddell seal)
Lineage: Eukaryota; Metazoa; Chordata; Mammalia; Carnivora; Phocidae
Source: RefSeq, a predicted model, not a curated record
UGAGCCUGAAGGCAGACGUUUAAUGACUGAGCCACCCAGGCGCCCCUAGUGAAGUGUUUUUAAAGUGGAUUUGGGCUGUUGAUACAAAAAUUCUCAAAAUUUUAUUAAAAGUUUCCCUGGGUAGAAGAAUAAGUCAUACGUGAGUUUCAGGGUUUAGACAUUUCAUACCUAAGUAUCACGUCUUAGUUAGCUGUUUAUGGUCUCAAUAUAUAUGUUUAAGAACAAUAAGAAUCUAAGUUGUUAGUUGUAGUCUGAAUUCCAGAACUAAUGUAUGUGUUAUAUGUUAUUUGGUUUAGCUUUUAAUAAGUCUCUUUCUGCAGGAACCAUUGCAGUGGAUAAAUUUUAAAUCCUUCACCUUGGAACUCUGACCUUGACAUCUUCCUGCAGUUGUUUAUGAUUUAAAAAUCUUUCCAUGUUGUCUGUGAAUAGAUCUGCUGAUAAUUAUUAGGUUGCUGCUGGCCAGAAGUGAAAGAUAGGAUAGUGAGAAAAAGGCUACUGCUUUAUGUCUGCAAUGAAUCUCUUCUGUCAGUUCAGUAUAGUGCCGUAGUUAAUUUCAGAAGGAAAAUGGGUCAAGCUUGAAAAAACAACGUACAUGGAUCCUACUGGGAAAAUAAGAACUUGGGAAACUGUGAAACGUACAACCAGGAAAGGACAGUCGGCUGAUGGCGUGGCGGUCAUCCCGGUGCUGCAGCGGACUCUUCAUUACGAGUGCAUCGUUCUGGUGAAGCAGUUCCGGCCACCGAUGGGAGGCUACUGCCUAGAAUUCCCUGCAGGGCUCAUCGAUGAUAAUGAGAGCCCAGAAGCAGCCGCUCUUCGGGAGCUUGAGGAAGAAACUGGCUACAAGGGCGAUGUUGCCGAGUGUUCUCCAGCUGUAUGUAUGGAUCCAGGUUUGACAAACUGUACCACACACAUCGUGACAGUGACUAUUAACGGGGACGAUGCUGAAAACGUGAGGCCUAAGCCAAAGCCAGGAGAAGGAGAAUUUGUCGAAGUAAUUUCCUUACCAAAGAAUGACCUGCUGAAGAGACUUGAUGGUAAGCAUUAAGACUAUUCCCCAACUUCCUCAAUUUUCCCCAUCCUCAGCCCCAUCCAGUGGGGCACUAAAUAGAAUUCCCCUUCUGUAAUUAUAGUCUUCCUCAUUAAAGUCAAAUACCUAGAAACUGUUGUACAACUGCAGUUCACCAACAGUAAUUUUCCUUUCUGGGUGGCAGAGUUUGAAAAUGUGAGCAAAACAUUCUACGUCAAGUGAAAGCUUUCAGUAGUGUGGAUUUUUUUUUUUUUUUCUAUAGAAGAGUCAGGAUGAUAUUCCUAUAGAUUUGCCAAAACUCUAUACCUCAAAUCUCUAAUCCAUGGCAAUGCAGAGGCCUAAGUAGGUAUCUCUUAGCUGAUCCUCCAAGAUGCUAACCUGCUGGAUGGUUCUCUGUGCAGGAUUGAAGCUAAAGGAGAAUUUAACACUAUUCCUUCUGCAAAGAUGGAGGUAUAGGAAGAGCAAUAUGCUGAUAUAAUGAAUCAGACUACCGGUGUGACCCCUAGUAAAUCACUGGUCGUGUAAUUCCUGGUCAAGCCAUCUCCUAGGGAUCUGGUAAAAAAAUUAAAUAAGGUUAUGUGGACAAAUGUCCCCUGAUGGAACCACAGUAGGAGGUACUGUACUGGAGACAGACAGAGGCCCGGCUGGGAGGGCCCCAUUCACUCAUUUGUAAAGAAACAGAUAAUCUUGGUGGUGGGUAUUGAGGAGGGCACGUUCUGCAUGGAGCACUGGGUGUUAUGCACAAACAAUG